This is a messenger RNA of Lolium rigidum, 1097 nucleotides long. RefSeq names its product short-chain dehydrogenase PC-15-like. NCBI's taxonomy places the organism in Eukaryota, Viridiplantae, Streptophyta, Magnoliopsida, Poales, Poaceae. Gene Ontology annotation, molecular function: oxidoreductase activity. The coding region runs from base 1 to 861 and encodes 286 amino acids. The transcript is spliced from 3 exons. The record is from RefSeq and is a predicted model, not a curated record. Gene Ontology annotation, cellular component: endoplasmic reticulum.
AUGGCGGCGCCGAUGCUAGGAGGGGAGGGAGAGGGGCAGGGCCGGCCGGUGGUGCUAGUGACGGGGUGCUCGGAGGGGGGAAUCGGGAACGCGAUGGCGCGGGCGUUCGCGGCGGCGGGGUGCGCGGUCGUGGCCACGGCGCGGUCGCGCGCGUCCAUGCGCGGGCUCGAGGGGGACCCGCGGUACCUGCUGCUGGAGCUCGACGUGGGCUCCGACGAGAGCGCGCGCCGCGCCGUCGGGGACGCCCUGCGCGAGUUCGGUUGCGUCGACGUGCUCGUCAACAACGCCGGGGUUCACCUCGUCGCGCCGCUCGCCGAGGUGCCCAUGGACUCCUUCCAACAGGUGUUCGACACCAAUGUCUUUGGAGCAAUGAGGAUGAUUCAAGCUGUUAUUCCUCACAUGAUGGAAAGACGCAAAGGCACGAUUGUGAAUGUUGGAAGCAUUACUGCCUUGGCUCCCGGACCGUGGGCUGGUGCAUAUUCCGCAUCAAAAGCUGCUCUUCAUGCAUUGAGUGAUACACUAAGGGUGGAAUUAAGAAAUUUUGGCAUAAAUGUCAUGAUUGUUGCCCCAGGAGGCACUAAGUCAAAUAUAGGAAGUAACUCUGCAGACAAGUAUGAUCAAAUAAACGACUGGAAGUACUACAAAGCGUACGAUAAGUCACUUCGAGCCAGGACCGAUAUAUCCCAGGGCGCCGGGUGUGUUCUGGCAGAAGACCUUGCAAAGAGAGUUGUAAAAAUGGUUCUUAAGAAGAACCCUCCAGCCUGGUUCGCUUAUGGCCAGUUCACUGCUGUUUUGACAAUCUUGUACUAUGUCCCACUGUGGUUCAGAGAUUACUUCUACAAGCUGGUCAUGAAAGUAUAAACAACCUUGGAAGAUAGUAGUCGCGUGAACGAAGGGAAUUGCCGCUGAGAUCCCAAUUUCAUUCAUGCUACUACUAGUCUGCCAGACUACCGCUACAUAUAUUUUACUAUAUAUGGGUACAUAUACUUCCAGUCUAUAUGGACCUUUCAGUUCAAGUGUAAAAUUCUCCCAGUUGUUAAGCAUUGGUGGUGUGGUGAUAUUGUUCAAAAUUGAUUGCUCUCCAGUUUCUUGUGCUA